Columba livia (rock pigeon) is the source of this 2970-nucleotide messenger RNA. Its product is annotated as inner centromere protein A-like. The transcript is spliced from 19 exons. Gene Ontology annotation, cellular component: meiotic spindle midzone; kinetochore; chromosome passenger complex. The coding region runs from base 277 to 2859 and encodes 860 amino acids. NCBI's taxonomy places the organism in Eukaryota, Metazoa, Chordata, Aves, Columbiformes, Columbidae. Gene Ontology annotation, biological process: mitotic cytokinesis; metaphase chromosome alignment; meiotic spindle midzone assembly. The record is from RefSeq and is a predicted model, not a curated record.
GGGCGAGGAGUGAUGGAUGUGGGCGGUGGCCAGUGAAAGACCGUGGCUUGGGAGAAGCGCGCUGCGAUUGGCCGCGGCUGGAACGAUCUGGGGCGGGAGCGGGACGCGGCGCGUGUGAGGGCGCGGGAGAGGCGGCGCCGUGUCCGAGCGGGGCCCGGGCUGAGCCGGACGAGGCUGCGCGGCCGCUUCCUGGGGCGCCGGUGGCUUGUGCCUGCCCUCCCUCGGGCUCCUGCCCGUGUCCGCUGGUGCCUCACCCCGCCCUUCUCCGCUGGGGCCAUGGCGGCAGCCGCCGGCCCCACGCAGCUGCUGCAGGUGUGCGGGCAGCGGCUCGACCGCUUCAUCCAGGACGCGCAGCGCAAGCGGCUGGCCUGGCUGCGGGAGGCGGAGGAGCAGGGCCUGCGGCUGCUCCACAGCAACUUCGGGGCCGAGCCCGAGCUGAUGCCCAAGACGCCGUCGCAGCGGCGGCGCCCCAGGAAGCGGCAGUCGGCCUGCCUGCGGGACGGCCCCCGGGAGCCCGGCAGGAGGAGGUUGUCCAGAAGGCGGAGCAGCCUCAAGCCAGUGUCUUCCAAGCCUGGUUCCCAGAGGCGCCACAGCAAAGAGCAGCCCCAGAACCGCGGCUGGCAGGGGGAGCAGGCGCCCGUGCCCGGCGGUGCGGUGGGUUCUCAGGCUGGUGCUAGAACCGAGCUCCCGGCACCGCCUGGGGAAUGUCCUGCAGAGGCAGGAGCUGCCGUGGCCGGGAUGGGGUGUCAGGACGGCCCUUGGGGCACCAGCAGCAGCGGUGCCGUGGGGGAUGCAGCCAUGGAGCCGCACGAUGCGUGUGCUGUCGCCGUGCUCCCAGCUGGCCAGACAGAGAGGGACCAGGAGGUCCCGGAAAGGAGAGCAGGUACCUCCCCGCCCAGGGCUGCUGUAAAUGGAGAUCCCGCCGUGCUCCCAGGAGAUCAGUCUCCUCCAGGCCUCGAGAAGCUGCUUCUCCAGGACUCAGACAGCGAAAUUCCUACAGCAAGAUCCAGACCGCAGUGUCGCUCUGGGCGCCGAAGCUCGGUGGGCGUCCCCCACAAGAGCCGCAGGGCGUCCUUGGCAGUCAGAUCCUCCCUGGCCAGGAGAAGGGAGAGCGUGGCCCGCAGGUCCGUCGGCAGGGCCUGCUCGAGGAAGGCAGCGGCAGGAGCGUCACCCUCUGCCUGCAGAGUGAGCCGUCAAAGCUCCUUGGAGGUUUUUGUGGAAGAAGACGUGACCAGCAGCACAAGGCCUGGAGAGGAGCUGAGUCCCGCAAGUGAAAAGGCCCCCGGAGUCAUCCUCGUUCCCAGCAGAGGUGCGGAAGCUGCCAGCCCUCCUGUGGAGCGCUCGCCCCCUCCGGAGCAGCAGGCGGGGAACAGCGAAGGAACCCCUCUAAGUCCAAACAGCGAAGGCCAGAACAAGAACCGGGAACAAACCCCUUGUGCCAAGGCCCAGAAGAAUCCCUCGCUUGUCUGGGUGAGGAGCUGUAAACAAGCGAUGGGCGCCCUAUGGAGUGGGCAGCAGGCAGGGGGUCAGACCCUUUCCCCUUCAGAUGACAAGCAGAUGAAUUCAGAGAACCGGAUUCCACCUUCUUCCUCUUCUGCUAGCAAGGUUGUCAGACCGCUGAAAACCUUCCUGCAGGCUGUGCAGCGGAACCAGCUGCUCACGAGCCCGGGGCCCACAGGACACGGGGGUGUCAUAAAGAGCCUCAUCAAGUGCAGCACUCCCACCCGGCCCAAUCUGAAGGGAGACUUUGUUGAGAGGGAGCGUCAGAGGCUGGAAAGCCUCAGGAAGAAGCAGGAGGCUGAGGAGCAGAGGAGAAAGAAAGUGGAGGAGGAGAAGAGGCGGCGGCAGGCGGAAAUGAACCAGAAGAGGGAGGAGCGCCUGAGGAAGGCACUGCAGGCCCGGGAGCGGGUGGAACAGAUGGAAGAGGAGAAGAAAAAGCGGAUGGAGCAGAAGAUUCUACAGAACGAUGAGAAGGUGCGGGAGGAGAAGGUGGCAGAGGAGCGGAGCAAGAAAAAACUGUCCAAGAAGCAGGGGGAAGCUGAUGCGUGGAAGCAGAAGGUGCUGAGGGCGGGGGAAGAUGAAUUUGAGCAACAAGAGCCGCUGCAGAACAGGAGAGAGGAUGAAGGGAAAGAAAAAGGAAAGAAAGUCUUGGAGCUGAAAAAUCUUGUAGAGCAGCAACAGACGGAACACAUGGGGGAGAGGGAUCGCAGACAGCAAGGGAAAGAGAAGACCCCCCAACCACAGCCGGUGUCUGCAGCCUUCGCUGAAAAAAACGUCAAGGAGGCAGGGAGCCCCAGAGAGCUGCGCCAGCUGCCGGGGCAGGAGAGGAGAGCCCAGCACCCGGAAUCCAUUGCUGUGGCCUCUAAUCCCUGGCUCAGGGCGGUGAAGGAGAAAGAUGGUCUGCGGGAGCCCCAGCAGCAGCCGGCAGAGAAGAAAACCAAGCCGGCAGAGGCACUGGCUGCCGCCCCUGGCACAUGGCUCAGCAAAACUGUGAAGAAAUCCAGCUCCACGUCCCAGCUGCAGCCCCUCAAGGCCAUGCAGGGAUCCAGAGCCCUGACAGCCAACAAAAACAACUACGGGAUGGACCUGAGAAGCGAUGACUCCACUGAUGACGAGAAUGAGCCUCGGAAGCCUGUCCCUGCCUGGGCUGUUGGGGCUCAGCUUCAACAAGCCGUGUCGCACCAAUACCAUCACCCCGUGAAUCUCCAGCGGCUCUUUGGGCUCGUUACGAGCCCCAGGCUGGAGAACAUCUUUGGCAAGAGGAAGCCUCGGUACUUCAAGCGCACGAGCUCAGCGGUUUGGCAUUCCCCGCCUGUGCCCAAGUGCACCCGUUGCCCAUGUUGCAACUUCAUAAAGUGAGAACAUAAUGAAAUGCGUUUUAUACAAUACGGUGUAUCAGGUUUUUCUUAGCAUACAGCAGAUUUGUGAUUUUAAGCAUUUAUUUAAAAAUAAAUAUGUUUAAUAAAGCCA